AUGGUCAUUCAGAGUCUGUUGCGAGUUCCUUUCAAGGUGGAGCUGCCGUCAGUGCAGGGCUCAAGACCUGAAAUGUUGGAAGUGAUUGAGGGGAGAAAUGAAGCUGAAAAGAGUGAUGAUGUUUACAGUUUGAUGGGCUUUGAUGUGGAGUCGGAUGUCUUAGCCAUCCGUCCAACUUUCGCUAAACAAGAGCUCUUUACUGCUAAGCUCAGCCCACUAAACAACGAAAGUGACAGCUUUUCCGUACAUGUUCACUUGCAUCAUCGACUGCUUUUAGAGAUGUAUUUUUCGAAGUUACAAGAAUUUUCGAGGAUUUUGCAUAACCUGUGUCGCUGA
This is a messenger RNA of Striga asiatica, 336 nucleotides long. Lineage: Eukaryota; Viridiplantae; Streptophyta; Magnoliopsida; Lamiales; Orobanchaceae. The record is from the annotation of a GenBank genome assembly.